AUGCCUGGAAGACAGCAGUGGGAAGAGGAGGAGUCUGAGGAGUCCAGCUCCCCCGAAGAGACCUCCCCCAAGUUGGGAGCCAUUCGCCGCAACAAGUUUGAGGAUGAAGAGGGCGAGGACAGCGAUGUUCUAGAGUCUUGGGACGCCGCAGAGGACUCGGAAGUCGAGCGCGAGAAGGCCAAGAAGGCCGCCGAAGCAAAGGCAAAGGCUGAUGCCGAGGCCGCCGCAGCCAAAAAGUCCAAGGCCCAGCGCCGCAAGGAACACAUCGAGGAGCGCGCCCGCCGCCGCGCCGAAGAGGACGACUACACCAGCGAGGAGGAGACCGAGGCCGAGAAGCGCGAGCGCCUCCGCCGCACCGAGAAGGAGUCCGACCUCGCCCACGCCUCGGACCUGUUCGGAGAUGUCGGCGGUGUCCCUGCCGGCCGCAAGGCCGUGACGCCUGGAGCGGCCGUCGUCAUCGACAACAAGGAUCCCACCAACACCGUCAACCUAGCCGCCCUCCCGCUGCUCAACCCCGUCACCAAGCUGCAGUUCGAGAAGUUGCGCGAGACGCUCGUCCCCAUCAUCACGGCCAGCUCCAAGAAGGCCCACUACAGCCUCUUCCUGCAGGAGUUUUCCAAGCAGCUGGCCAAGGACCUACCGAGCGACCAGAUCAAGAAGAUCGCCAGCACCCUGACGGCGCUCAGCAACGAGAAGAUGAAGGAGGAGAAGGCCGCCGACAAGGGCGGCAAGAAGAGCAAGGCCCAGAAGACAAAGACCACCCUCGCCAUCGGCCGCCCCAACGUCGCCGACACCAACACCUACGAGGACACCUUUGGCGACGACGACUUUAUGUGA
Phaeoacremonium minimum UCRPA7 is the source of this 837-nucleotide messenger RNA. RefSeq names its product putative eukaryotic translation initiation factor 3 subunit j protein. The record is from RefSeq and is a predicted model, not a curated record. The transcript has 3 exons. Bases 1 to 837 code for a protein of 278 amino acids. Gene Ontology annotation, cellular component: eukaryotic translation initiation factor 3 complex; cytoplasm. NCBI's taxonomy places the organism in Eukaryota, Fungi, Ascomycota, Sordariomycetes, Togniniales, Togniniaceae. Gene Ontology annotation, molecular function: translation initiation factor activity.